This is a messenger RNA of Colias croceus (clouded yellow), 1263 nucleotides long. Its product is annotated as lipase member H-B-like. Lineage: Eukaryota; Metazoa; Arthropoda; Insecta; Lepidoptera; Pieridae. Gene Ontology annotation, molecular function: lipase activity. The transcript has 2 exons. Bases 185 to 1153 code for a protein of 322 amino acids. The record is from RefSeq and is a predicted model, not a curated record.
UAGUAAAUUUUUGUGUUGAAAGUGUAAAAUCUACAUUAUUCUAUUCAAAAUAGGAAAUGGUUCUAACCAUGUUCUAACAUUGUAAAAUAAUAGUGGAUCUAGUAACCGAUUGCAUUGAUGCCCUUAAAAAUACGGAAAAAGUGUAAAAACAAUGUUUGCGUGUUGAAGGACAUUAUUGUUUGUGAUGAUAAUCUGUGGCAGCGCCGGCGCAUCCUUGCCGGCCGCAGUAGACGACCUGCUGGUAGCGGCUACUGAAUCCUGUGAAGCGUUACCACUACAAGCGUUGACGUCAGCUCAAAUAAUUCCCGACCUAAAGUUCGUCGAAUACACAACAGAAGGGAAGAGGCGGUAUCCUCUCACAACCGCCCACCUGCAGGACUUCUCGGGCUCGCAGUUGAUCGUCUACAUCCCGGGCUGGUGGAACACACCGACAGACGAGUCCUCCGACGCCCUCGUCAAAGCCCUGCUAACAAAAAACACCAUAGUUCUCAUACUCGACACACGAGCAUCUUUCGGUCGAGGUUACGUCUCUUCAGCUGUACAAGUUAACGGUUUAGCGCAUCGCGUAUUCAGAUUUUUCAGAAAUCUCUACGUCCAGGGAUAUCCAAUCUCGAAAAUACAUUUGAUAGGUUUUAGUUUAGGCGCGCACGUCGCAGGCAUCACCGGGAAGUUGGUGCAGAAGAAAUUAAACCAAGUAAUAGAGAGGAUUACAGCUUUGGAUCCGGCUAGACCAUGUUUUCUCGAACCAUCGAGGUUCCGGCUUAGGAAGGAGGAUGCUGCGUUUGUGUACGUGUUGCAUACGAGCUCUGGGGUCAUUGGAUUGGAAGACCCGAUUGGACACGUCGACGUCUAUGCGAAUGGCUUGACUUCUAGCCAGCCGGAGUGCAAAGGUAUGAUCAUAACUCUGGAGUGUGACCACGCGCAGGCCUGGAAACUGUAUUCAGCUUCUGUGACGAACAGUUCCGCCCUUAUUGGCCAGAGAUGUCUUGACUGGAAGGAAUUGAAGAACAGUAAAUGCAGCGGAGAUAUAGCUGAUGUAGGAUAUGAUUGUAAUUCAGCAAAUAGAGGAUUGUAUAUUUAUAGGUCGCAAGUGGAAAGCAGAAGGUUAAAGAACUUUAGCCCUUUUGAUUUUUGGUCGUGGUUUCAUAGAUAGAUAGUAGAUACCUAGGUAUAUACAUUUGUAAUUAAAUUGUAAGAUUUAUGUUAUAUUUAAAAGUUUUAUAGAUGUGAUAUUAAUUAAAACUACAUAAAAUGAACAAAUAA